This is a messenger RNA of Loxodonta africana (African savanna elephant), 4376 nucleotides long. It is a transcript of the gene MTMR2, whose product is annotated as myotubularin related protein 2. Gene Ontology annotation, molecular function: phosphatidylinositol-3-phosphate phosphatase activity; phosphatidylinositol-3,5-bisphosphate 3-phosphatase activity. The coding region runs from base 1484 to 3199 and encodes 571 amino acids. Gene Ontology annotation, biological process: phosphatidylinositol dephosphorylation. The record is from RefSeq and is a predicted model, not a curated record. Lineage: Eukaryota; Metazoa; Chordata; Mammalia; Proboscidea; Elephantidae. The transcript has 17 exons. Gene Ontology annotation, cellular component: membrane; cytoplasm.
GACCAGUGGAAAUCCUCCAAAUUUUAGUAGGGAACAUUUGCCCUUUUUAAGGAAAUUGGUUUUCAAUAUGUAAAGCACUCGCAAUCUUUGUGCCUACUGUAAGAGUCAGUUAAAUUGGUGAAUACGAUUAAAAAUUUAGAGAGGUGAUAGGCAGGAAUAGGGAUUGAUUUUUAUAAACUUCCUUUCUAAUGGAAGUCAGAUUAAAAACAACUAUGGAAAAAAAAAAAGAUUGACACAUGGUUAUUAAAAUAAAAGGCACUAUGGAAGAUACCCUUUUAAUAAAAAUACCACUGUUUUCAUUUCUGUAGCUUUAUUACGUAGAACUCAUUGUGCUUGUUUCUUCUAAUGCGUUUCUGUGUACCACUGUUGUCAUUAUUAUGGACCAUCAAUGAGCAAGCUUCAUAAUUCUUCCCCAGCCCAAGUGUAUUGGACUCGUGGGCAUUAAUUGCAAAUAAAUUUUUGUUUUUUCAGAGACUAUUUUGAAAGGAUAUUUGAUGUGAUUGAUUCUUGGACUCUUUAAAUUAUUUUAGUGGUUUAGAUUAACAUAGUGUAACAGAAAAUUCAAACUAACAGUGACUUAAAACAAGAGAAAAUUUAAUUUCUUCCCCCCAUAAAAGCCCAGAGAUAGUCACUACAGAUCUGCUAUGGUGGAUCUUAAGUGUCAAAGACACAGGCUUUCUAACUUACUAUCUUCCAUUCCCAAGGUUACCUCAUGAACCAGAAUUGCUGUUGAAGCCCUAGCCAUUGCAUCUUUAUUCCAGUCAAAAGGAAGGAGGAAGAGAAGAAGAAGGGCAUGCCCCCCCUCUUUAAAGGACACCUUUUUAGAAGCCACAUACGGUUUUUUAGCUUAUAUCCAGUUGACCAGAAUAUGGUCCCAUGGCCAUACCCAGCCACAGGGGAGGCUAAGAUAAGUGUCUCUUCUGUGAGACCUUGUGCCAAGCUAAAAAUUGGGGGUUCCGUCAUUAAGGAAUAAGAAGAGAAUUGGUAUUGGAGACAGUCAGCCACGCCACUUCUUCGGUUUAAAAAUGGAUUAUUUAAAAAGGAGAAAGAUGUUUUCCAGUUAAAAUCCUCGGCACUUAGACCGGAGGCACUCUUGUAUUUGCAGUUAAUGUGUUAAGAGCCAUUGACAUUUGAAGAUCAUCAGAAGUGAAGAUAAAACAUCUCAAAAAUUAUAAUAUAGAGAUUUAGAAAGAAGACAAAACCAAGCAAAAAAGCAACGACAACAAAAAAACCCAGUCCCUUUUUUUGGUUUAUGAUUUCUAAUAACCAGUUAAUCUGUUAACUAGUAGAAUAUUCGAAAAUGUGGGUAGAACAGUAUUGAGAAUUAUGAAGAAGAGCCCUUGGCAGUGCCUCCACUUCUCAUUCGGAGAAUUCAGUGCAUACAAAAUCAGCUUCUGUCAUAUCAUCGGAUUCCAUUUCAACUUCUGCAGAUAAUUUUUCUCCUGAUUUGAGGGUCCUGCGGGAGUCUAACAAAUUAGCAGAAAUGGAAGAACCACCCUUGCUUCCAGGAGAAAAUAUUAAAGACAUGGCCAAAGAUGUAACUUACAUAUGUCCAUUCACUGGUGCUGUACGAGGAACUCUGACUGUCACAAAUUACAGGUUAUAUUUCAAAAGUAUGGAACGGGACCCUCCGUUUGUUUUAGAUGCUUCUCUUGGUGUGAUAAGUAGAGUAGAAAAAAUUGGUGGUGCUUCCAGUCGAGGUGAAAAUUCUUACGGACUAGAAACUGUGUGCAAGGAUAUCCGGAAUUUACGGUUUGCUCAUAAACCCGAGGGGCGAACAAGAAGGUCUAUAUUUGAGAACCUAAUGAAAUAUGCAUUCCCUGUCUCUAAUAACCUGCCCCUUUUUGCUUUUGAAUACAAAGAAGUAUUCCCUGAAAAUGGGUGGAAAGUGUAUGAUCCUCUUUUAGAGUAUAGACGGCAGGGAAUUCCUAACGAAAGCUGGAGGUUGACAAAGAUAAAUGAACGAUAUGAGCUGUGUGAUACAUACCCCGCCCUCUUGGUUGUUCCAGCAAAUAUUCCUGAUGAAGAAUUAAAAAGAGUAGCAUCCUUCAGAUCAAGGGGCCGUAUCCCAGUUUUAUCGUGGAUUCAUCCAGAAAGUCAAGCCACAGUCACUCGUUGUAGCCAGCCCAUGGUAGGAGUGAGUGGGAAGCGAAGUAAAGAAGAUGAAAAAUACCUUCAAGCCAUCAUGGAUUCCAAUGCCCAGUCUCAUAAAAUCUUUAUAUUCGAUGCUCGGCCAAGUGUUAAUGCUGUUGCCAAUAAGGCAAAGGGUGGAGGUUAUGAAAGUGAAGAUGCCUAUCAAAAUGCAGAACUAGUUUUUCUGGAUAUCCACAAUAUUCAUGUUAUGAGAGAAUCAUUACGGAAACUUAAGGAGAUUGUGUACCCCAACAUUGAGGAAACUCACUGGUUGUCUAACUUGGAAUCUACUCACUGGCUAGAACACAUUAAGCUUAUUCUUGCAGGGGCUCUUAGGAUUGCUGACAAGGUCGAGUCAGGGAAGACGUCUGUAGUAGUACAUUGCAGUGAUGGUUGGGACCGCACAGCUCAGCUCACUUCCCUGGCCAUGCUCAUGUUAGAUGGAUACUACAGAACCAUUCGAGGAUUUGAAGUCCUUGUGGAGAAAGAAUGGCUAAGUUUUGGACAUCGAUUUCAACUAAGAGUUGGCCAUGGAGAUAAGAACCACGCAGAUGCAGACAGAUCGCCUGUUUUUCUUCAGUUUAUUGACUGUGUCUGGCAAAUGACAAGACAGUUUCCUACAGCAUUUGAAUUCAAUGAAUAUUUCCUCGUUACCAUUUUGGACCACCUGUACAGCUGUUUGUUUGGAACAUUCCUAUGUAACAGUGAACAGCAGAGAGGAAAAGAGAAUCUUCUCAAAAGGACUGUGUCACUGUGGUCUUACAUAAAUAGCCAGCUUGAAGACUUCACUAAUCCUCUCUAUGGGAGCUAUUCCAAUCAUGUCCUUUAUCCAGUAGCCAGUAUGCGCCACCUAGAGCUCUGGGUGGGAUAUUACAUAAGGUGGAAUCCACGGAUGAAACCACAGGAGCCCAUUCACAACAGAUAUAAAGAACUUCUUGCUAAACGAGCAGAGCUUCAGAAAAAAGUAGAGGAACUACAGAGAGAGAUUUCGAACCGCUCAAGCUCCUCCUCAGAGAGAGCCAGCUCUCCUGCACAGUGUGUCGCUCCUGUCCAGACUGUUGUAUGAAUGGACUGUUUGACUGGGGUUGUCAUCACCACAAACUCUUGACUACCAUGGCAGCUUUAGGAGUCGAAAGUCUUCUGAUUUUGGAACCCAUCUGUGAGAGAAAUUCAGUCACUUUAUUUAUUUUAAAUUUCUCUAGGAUGAGUUUAGAGUCGUACAGUGCAGGUGGCUUAGGUGAAAUAGCACCAUAUACAGUUACAUUAUUACGACACUAAUAAGGCACCCAAAGAAUAUUAAAAUAUUUAAAUCUUGGAUCUGAAGUGGGAACAAUUUCUGAUUUUAAGAGGCAAGUGCUUUGAGAUUUUGGCAUCUGGUAAAACCACUUCAGAAACAUACCUCUUGAUGGGACAGAGCUCAUUGCACAGAGGGAGGGAGUGGCGUCGCAGGGUCCAGACCAACCCGACACUGAGAUCCCACGGCACCCUAUAUAUUAUUGGACCUUGAAGUCGUGAUGGAUCCGAAUCAUCUGAUACCCCUUCCUCCAUCAUGGGUUUUUCUUUUAUGUAAUAAUUGAUUUACUUUGAUUACCUUUCAGCACUCAUAUUUCUCAUAUAGUGAAAGCAGUCUUGAGGAUAUUAUGUAGUAGUAGUUGACAAUUCCUGAUGUCAUUUAUAUACUUAAGAUGUAUUAGUUAAUCCAAAAUGAUGCCUUAUAGAAGUGCUUGGGGUGGGUGGGGGAGAGAAGGUGGUAGCUGUCCAGAUCACAGAAUUCCUCAUCCUUGAGAUUAGCUUCCGUUGGCUCAGUUACCAGAAACAUCAGAGGUUUUAAAAACUCAUUAUCCCUUCAUUUUACUUACAAUUUUGAACACAAGAGGGUUGGCAAAUUUUGAAGCGAUAUUUAAGAAUUUUACUAGGAUUGGUUAUAAAUAGCUUCUGGUAAGACAGAGUACUGUGCUCAAAUUUUACAUGGGAUAUUUUAAUACUUUUUUCCUUUGCGAACUCUGUAAUUCCACUGAGUGAUUGUCUACCAAAGAACACAGUGCAUGUAAAGAUGUAUUACAAUCUCAGUGCCGGUAAAGGAAACCUUGCUUCACGGCGCACCCGCUAUAGGUAAGAGUUUAGCGCUGUGUAAACAUUGACUCCCUGGUGUCUGUUUUACUCUCUAAGAGCCAUAUGUAAAGUACUGUAACAAAGGAGCUUCUUGUCCCAUGGGUCUUUAAUUAAAAGAAAAUUUCAACUGA